Messenger RNA from Fusarium proliferatum ET1, 906 nucleotides. RefSeq names its product related to DAN4-Cell wall mannoprotein, expressed under anaerobic conditions, completely repressed during aerobic growth. NCBI's taxonomy places the organism in Eukaryota, Fungi, Ascomycota, Sordariomycetes, Hypocreales, Nectriaceae. The coding region runs from base 1 to 906 and encodes 301 amino acids. The record is from RefSeq and is a predicted model, not a curated record. The transcript has a single exon.
AUGAUUGCUGCAAAGGUUCUCACCGCAGUGGCGGCUUUGGUUCUUCAGCCCGCGUUAGCUGGACCUUGUCGCCCGAUCUCACGGUCAACGACGGCGUCUGCUGAGUCUUCGACUUUGCUCACAUCCACAUCCACGUUCACUUCACUCCCUUCCACUACCGGCCUUACGUCUAUUUCCAUUGUGUCCCUUUCGUCCUCCCGCACUUUGGCUUGGGAAAGCACCACUACAGAUGCCUCUGAAAGUGAGACAGUGACGAAGGAAACUUCGGUCACCGAGACCUCGUCUGAGUCAGCUGCUAGUGCGUCGUUAGUCACUACAGAAGAUUCUUCGAGUAUUAUCUCUUCUGCUACAACUACAUCUGGGCUUUACACUACUGAGUCUCAGACAUCGCAAGCCUUGACGGUUGGUUUAACCACCACCGAGGACAUUUCUACUACAACGGAGACCUCUUCAACCACCGUCACCUCCAUCACUACAACCAACCGAUCCUCCUCAUCAGAGGCUUCUGAUACUCAGACUGCCAGUACCGAGCCUCAUACUACAUGGACUGAUACUGCCACCAUCACUACAACCGCCCAAUCCUCAUUAUCAGAGGCAUCUGAUACUCAGACUGCCAGUACUGAGUCUCAUACUACAUGGACCGAUAGUGCGACUACUACAGACGUGUCUUCGACUGCUGAAACCUCCUCGACUGUAGUUGAGGUAUCAACUACAGCUGAGUCAACGACAACUUAUGCUAGCGCUUCUGCCACCUCGACCCUCGAAGCGUUUACAAUCACCUCUAGCUUCACAACCUUGACUACGGCUGCUACUACCACUAUCAUGACAUCUACAUACACCACAACAACUGAGGCUGCAUCUACAACAAGUGAGGAGUGCCAGAUUUACCCUUAUAUGCUGAUUUAA